AUGACAGUAGAUUUUAGUAAAUUAACUACAAUAGGCGAAAUUAAGAAUGCCAAAGAUGGAAACAAAGAUGUUUUUACCGAGGAAGAAAAGAGAUUAUUUGAGGGUUCUUUAAGGAGUGAUAUUGAACAAGCACAAAAAGCAGCGGAGUUAUUAGUGAGGAUAAAAAAGGCGAAUGAAGAAAAGAAACCAAAUCCUAAGUUGAUUGAAGACUUAGAGGAUGAAAAAGAAGCAAGAUAUGGUCGGGGUUCAAUAGUUUAUCGAGCAUUAAAUAUUAAUGGUUUGGUAGAAAAAACAAUUGAUUAUUUGGUAUUUAUUGGUCGAACCGACCUUCCAAAAGAUAAAACUGCACGACAAGCAAAAAUUACGGAAAUAGAGAAAGAGAUAAGUGAAAAAAGAGUUGAGCGGGUUAAAAAUAAUAAGUCGGUAACUCCUUUAGAAAAUCAACUUAAAGGACUUCUUGAGGAUAGAAAAGAAGUAGAGAAAAUUGUGGAGAGAAAAAAUAGUUUAUUAGCUUUGCUAGGAGGAAAUCCGACAGGGGCAAAAAUUUCUCACAAUGGCAGUGAAAAACUAUUGAAUGAGAUCAAUAUUACUGAUAUUGGUGGUAUUCAAGAUUAUGCUGACCCUGCUAAUCCUGUAGCAGAUAAUACACACACCACGGUUGCAGAUGUUGUGACUUAUGCUGAGGGUUUUUAUAAUGCUAUUAGAGAGAACUACGGAACUCCACCUCCUACUUAUAAAACUUCACUUCCAACUCAUUAUUUCAAUAAUAGGACUUAUCAAAAUAAAGUUACUCUUACACAUUCUGAAGAUGGCAUUGGAUUUACUGUGUUAAAAGCCUUGCGAGAAGUUGGAUUACCAAAAUUAGAAGGAAUUAUUGAUGAUCUUAAUGAUUCCAAUCUCACUGGUGGUGUCACUAAAAGUGAUUUAAAAAAAUAUGCUAAGGAGAUAGUAGAAGGCAGGGUUAAUUGGGAAAAUUUUUUCGCACUCAUCAAUAAUAUAUUCCCGUUGGAUAGUGAUGAGAUUAUUUUUGUACAUGGUUUUGCCGAAGAAAUUCCUGCUGGUAAAACUUCUGGAUGGUAUGCUGCUCAACCCACUGCAAAUCCUGUGCUUAAAGAACAAGUUAAAAAAGGAUCUCAAGUAGCUAAAGAUGCAGAUUUUAAUGAAAAAAUAGCAAUGGAUUAUGAAUUUGAAAACGGACAAAAUAUGCUUCGAUUUUGCCUUACUAUGCGAGAACUUUUCUAUAAAUUAGGAAUAAGUUCAUCAAUAGAUGAAUUUGAUGAUUAUUUAUUAGAACUUAUUUCUGAAAGGGAAAUUGAUGUCAAUCUUGACAGAGAUACAGAACGAAAAGGUGCUUUAGAUAGUGAAAUUGAGAUUUUACAAAAAAAAAUCGGUGAUAUUAGGGGAAAGAAUGCUGAAAUUGAUGCUUUUAUUGCUUCCAAAAAAUUGGAGAUUGAUGCUUUGAAAGAACUUGAAGAAAUUUCAGAUAAACCUUUACCAGAUAAAAAAGCAUUUUUCGAUAAUCUCUAUGCUAAAAAAAGCAGCGACGGAAAAUGA
Molecule: messenger RNA, 1554 nt
Organism: Ambispora leptoticha
Lineage: Eukaryota; Fungi; Glomeromycota; Glomeromycetes; Archaeosporales; Ambisporaceae
Source: the annotation of a GenBank genome assembly